Messenger RNA from Myxocyprinus asiaticus (Chinese sucker), 8599 nucleotides. RefSeq names its product PHD finger protein 21A-like. Gene Ontology annotation, biological process: negative regulation of transcription by RNA polymerase II. Gene Ontology annotation, cellular component: histone deacetylase complex. The transcript has 18 exons. The record is from RefSeq and is a predicted model, not a curated record. Bases 383 to 2959 code for a protein of 858 amino acids. NCBI's taxonomy places the organism in Eukaryota, Metazoa, Chordata, Actinopteri, Cypriniformes, Catostomidae. Gene Ontology annotation, molecular function: chromatin binding.
CCUAGGGCUGUGUUCCACUUCACUUUUAACAUCCACUCGCUAACUCCCCUAAGCACUUUCCGUCGAGGGAAUCCCUGCCGCCAUUUUGGAAGUCCGUUCCACUUCGUUAAGUGAGCGAGGGAAGUUUCUGUUGACAGACCCUCAACCCCUCGAUUCUGACCGAGGGAACAAGCCUACUCUGUUGUACGCUUCAGGCAGCUCUAUAUUCCACAAUGCAACUCGAUUGUGACGUGACCGCAGCGAUCAAUGGUUAAGGGUGUUCCAGUUAAACCCAUUGCACAUCUUCCGCCAGUAGUGGACAUUCACGCAACGUAAGCAGUGACGUACACCCAAGUCCAUGAGACGGAGUGAAGUUUGCGAGGGAAGGGAAUAAAAAGUUGAAAUGGAAUGCAGCCCAGGACACUUCCAGUUAGGGAGUUGGAGAGAGAGUGAACACCAGUCUCAGUGCCAGCUGGCUGAAAGUUUCCUGGGACUCUCUUUCUGGCGAACUGGAUCAAUGAUGGAAUUGCAAACAUUACAGGAGGCCCUGAAAGUGGAAAUACAAGUCCAUCAGAAACUUGUCGCCCAAAUGAAGCAGGACCCACAGAACGCAGAUCUGAAGAAGCAACUUCACGAGCUCCAGGCGAAAAUCACGGCUCUGAGUGAGAAACAGAAAAAAGUGGUUGAGCAGUUGCGGAAAGAGUUGCUGGUUAAACAGGAGCCUGAACUGAAAAUGCAGACGUUCCCGGCAGUCGCAGAUAGUAAAUCCGUGCUGCUCACACCCGCCUGCCCCCCCCCACAGCCGCCCACAGGGCCUCCACACAACCAGGGGGUGCCACAGAAGACUCUCACCGUAACGCCGGUCAUCACUGCAAAGACUCUACCUCUUGUGCUCAAAGCUGCCACCUCCACCAUGCCUGCUUCCAUAGCAACGCAACGCCCCACCGUCGCCAUGGUCACUGCCAUCAACAACCCCCCUAGACCUUGCGCCAAUUCCGACUCCCAGAGCACACCAAUCAACCUUCAUGUGGCCAGCAAACUACCCAAUCAAGACACAGAAGCAACCAAGCGGAUGGCGUCCAAGAAUGUCAUUGUCGUGCAGGCCACCACCACCUCUGUCCAGCCUAUCAAAGUUCCCCAGUUUGUCCCUCCUCCUAGAUUGACGCCUCGACCCACCUUUCAGCCACAGGUUCGGCCGAAACCCUCCAUGCCCAACAAAGUGCCCAUUGCUCCUGCUCCUCCUCCCCCCAUGGUGGCGGCUCCCCUUAUCCAGCGGCCCCUGAUGCUCACCACCAAACUGACGUCAUCUCUGCCUGCCUCGGCCAGGCCCAUCCACCAGGUGCGCAUUGUAAAUGGACAGCAGUGCACCAUUGACAAGACCACUGCCGCAGUCACAGGCAGCACCACGCAAGUCACAGGCAUCGUCAUCAGCCCUGCCCAGAUGAUUCAGAACAGCAACCUUAACUUGGACACAAAGACUGUGAAACCACAGGGAGGAUUAGAACAGGUGGUCACAAGUACACCACCCUCAUCCUCUCCACCUCUUCCUCCUCCUACUACUAAGGUCAAACAAGAAGAAAGCCCACAGAAAAUUGCCUUUAUGGUCUCUCUUGGGUUGGUCACACAUGACCAUCUUGAAGAGAUUCAGAGCAGAAGACAAGAGCGCAAAAGAAGAACAACAGCCAACCCAGUGUACAGCGGAGCAGUGUUUGAACCUGAGAGGAAAAAGAGUGCCGUCACCUAUUUGAACACACCACUGCAUCAAGGGACCAGGAAGAGAGGUCGCCCUCCCAAAUACAGCACCACCACAACCAGCAGCAGCACGGCGGUGCCGGAGCUGGGCUGCAACCCCCUGCUCUCCCCCACCAGCAGCCUUCCCGCCUCCCCAGCCCCUGAGCGGCCUGACACAGGGGGCUUUCCCCUCUCUGUCCACCCUCAUUCUGUCCCCCAGCCCAGCCCCAGCUCCGGGGAUGGAGACAUCCAUGAGGAUUUCUGCACUGUGUGCAGACGCAGUGGACAGUUGCUCAUGUGUGACACAUGUUCGCGUGUCUACCAUCUCGACUGCUUGGAGCCGCCCCUCAAAAACAUUCCCAAAGGCAUGUGGAUCUGUCCUAAAUGUCAAGACCAGAUUCUGAAGAAGGAAGAGGCAAUUCCAUGGCCAGGAACCCUAGCAAUUGUUCAUUCCUACAUUGCUUACAAAGAAGCGAAAGAAGAAGAAAAGCUGAAGUUAAUGAAAUGGAGCGCUGAGCUUAAGCUGGAACGUGAGCAACUGGAACAGAGAGUGAAACAGCUCAGCAACUCUAUAACGAAAUGCAUGGAGACAAAGAACAGCAUACUUGCCCGUCAGAAGGAGAUGCAGGUCUCUCUGGAGAAGGUGAAACAUCUUGUCCGUCUCAUACAGAGCUUUAACUUAGCUCAACCCAUGGAUAUGGACAUUCCACAGGAUUCCAAACCAGACUGCGCAGAGUCAGGGAACCACAAAGACUCUAAGGAAGCUAGUCAGUUCUGUUUACAAGAGAUCCCUGUCGAGCCUAGCGUGCAAGUACCAGCAGCCGUAGCAGUCCCAGAAGUGGGCGAAAUGGCAGAACCUGCAGCUGCAGUCACACCUGAGGCUGUGUCGUGCGAAUUGGGGGUCAUGGAAAUGCCUGAAGCCACGGUUAGUGAAGAGAUGAUGGGUGCGGCGAAAGCAGCAGAGCCUGCAGAAUUGCCCCAGGUCAGGGAUGUAAAGGCCAACGGAGGGACAGGCUGUGUUUGUACCGGCUUGAACCCGGAAGUAGACAAGGGUGUGGUUGAUACCGCAGACUCUCCGGACUCCGAGAAUAUCCCUCCUGAUGACAGACAAUGCACAGAGGAAACUGGGAAGAUGGCGGUGGAACGGCAGGACGACGGAAGUCACAGCGUCAACAACAACGGCAAAACCUCAGAACCUUCUCAGCAAGCUUUGCCAGCCCCUCUUAGUCACCUGGACAACCCGAAAUAGUUCUCGGCCUCGUCCUAAUUACACUUACAUCACCAAAACAUUUAAAACAGAUUUCCUUUUGCACCUUGGACUGGUGCAUAAAGUUGCCAAUGUAUAAGUAAUAUAUAUAUAUAUAUAUAUAUUACACACACACACACACACACACACACACAUAUAUACACAGUUGAAGUCAGAAGUUUACAUACACCUUAGCCAAAUACAUUUAAACUGUUUUUCACAAUUCCUGACAUUUAAUCGUAGAAAACAUCCCCUGUCUUAGGUCAGUUAGGAUCACUACUUUAUUUAAAGAAUGUGAAAUGUCAGAAUAAUAGUAGAGAGAAUGAUUUAUUUCAACUUUUAUUUCUUUCAUCACAUUCCCAGUGUGUCAGAACUUUACAUACACUUUGUUAGUAUUUUGUAGCAUUGCCUUUAAAUUGUUUAACUUGGGUCAAAUAUUUUGUGUAGCCUUCCACAAGUUGAUGGAAUUUUGGCCCAUUUCCUCCAGACAGAAUUGGUGUAGGCCUUCUUGCUCGCACACACUUUUUCAGUUCUGCCCACGAAUUUUCUAUCAGACUGAGAUCAGGGCUUUGUGAUGGCCACUUCAAUACCUUGACUUUGUUGUCCUUCAGCCAUUUUGAGGCCAAGCUGCUUAAAGGCGCAGUUAACUUAGUGUAUGUAAACUUCUGACCCACUGAAAUUGUGAUAUAGUCAAUUAAAAGUGAAACAAUCUGUCUGUAAACAAUUGUUGGAAAAAUUUCUCAUUAUGCACAAAGUAGAUGUCCUAAACGACUUGCCAAAACUAUAGUUAGCUAAUAUGAAAUCUGUGGAGUGUUUAAAAAAUUAGUUCAACCUAAGUAUAUGUAAACUUCUGACUUCAACUAUAUAUGUAUAUAUAUAUAUAUAUAUAUAUAUACAUACAUACACACACACACACACACACACACACACUACCGUUCAAAAGUUUAGAGUCACUUACUCAUUCUGUACUAUUAUUCUAAAAUGUGAAAAAAAUAAAGUCAUCACAACUAUGGAAUAAUAGAAAUGGAAAUAUGGGAAUUAUGUUGUGACUAAAAAAAUCCAAAAUAAAUCAAAACUAUGUUAUAUUUUAGCAUCUUCAAAGUGACAGAAAUUGCAGACAUGUACUCUUGACAUUUUCUCAACCAACUUCUUGAGGUAUCACCCUGGGAUGCUUUUUAAACAGUAUUGAAGGAGUUCCCAUCUAUGUUGGGCACUUAGUGGCUGCUUUUUUUUUUUAUUAUUCGGCCAAGUCAUCCAUUUCAGAAACUUUUUUUUUUAUAUAUAUAUAUAUAUAUAAAAUUUUAGUUUUGUAAUAUGUUGGCACAAUUAUAUUUUGUCUACAAAACUAAUUUCAAACAUUUAAGCAUACACCUUCAGAUCAAAAGGUUUUUAAGAUCAUGAGAAACAUUUCAGGCAAGUGACCCCAAACCUUUGAACGGUAGUGUAUGUAUAUGUGUGUGUGUGUGUGUGUGUGUGUGUGUGUGUGUGUAUAUAUAAUAUAUAUAUAUAUAUAAAAUUAACUAUAUCCAAAUGUUGUUUUUUAUUUUAUUUUAUUUUUGAUACAUAUGGUAAAACGGUGUCAACAGUACAUCUACAUCCAAGACAAACUAGUCUUGGUGCUUGGAGACCAAUCGACCCAAACGUCUGGGUGAAAAAGGGUGACUUACGAAAGAGUGUCAUGCCAAUUAUUAGAUGAUUAAAAAUAUAAUAGUAGUUUAACUAAUAAUAAUAAUAAUAAUGAUGGUGAUAAAGAAGAUGAUGGAUGAUUUAUCACAUCAGACCAGUGUGUGCCUCCAGCAUGGGGUUUGUUCCAUAGGUUGUCUUAGUUGUCUUCUCUCCGGGCUGAGAAAGGAAGGGCGGACAUGUCCAAAGACUGCAUGACUUUGCCCACACCCUGUGCACCUCCAGCCAGGCAUGAGUGGACCGGCAAAACCAAAAGCUUCUCUUUCCAAGCAAAACAAACAAAUCAAAGUGUCAGUAUUCGCCAGUGACAAAGGCAGAGGCUUAGAAUCCUGUUGCUCGUGUAAUAGUUAGACAAAAUCAGGUCUCGGCCAGGAUCGCCUAUAGCAACCCCUCUUAGUUCUUUUCUCCAGUCAGCAUCCUCUUGCAUUUUGCAGUAAGAAGUAGGAAGUGUCCAGUCUAAGGACCCGUUUCCAAGUCAUCUCAGGCUAAACAGUGGUAGAACGCAAGGCUAAGCCUCACAAGGUCUUUGAUAAAGGACUGGAAGAGAAAGCUACACCAGAAGCUGCAUUAAAUCUGCAAUCGUUGGUUCUGUGUAUUGAAUGAGUCUCGUUCUUAAGUCAGUCUGUCUGCUAUGGAUGCUAUUUGUCAUUUUUUUAUGAGAAAGAUUAAGGAAAAAAAUGACAACCCUGUCUAUAUCUAAGUAUUUCUUGUUUUUAUAGGAAAAUAUAUUCAGGUCUUCCUAGUCUUCAUUGAAAAAAUAAGUUAUUUUCUGUUUGAUGAAACAGUAAUUUGUUAACAAAGGUGUUUAAUGGCAUAAAUUAUGCAAGCAGCUUUCUCAGUCUUGCGGAGAUGCCCAUUGCAUAAAGAGUGUCUGUUUUUUUUUUUUUUUGUGGUUUUUUUCUGAACUGCCAAAUGCUUUCUUUUUUGUAUUAUCCUAAAUAAUGGAUAUAUCCUCCUAACUGUGUGUUUAGUCUAGAAUAGAAUGAAAAUGUCACAUCCCCAUUUUCCCAAAAUCCUAUUUUUUUUUCUCUCUUGGAAAAACAAUAAUGACAGUGUGUCACAAUUUGCUGUCUUAAACUCUAGGGUUUGAUGUAUGAGCCAAAUUGAGUAAUAAGGAAAUGACAGAAAACCCUUCAAUUAAAGCACAAGCUUUAUUGCAGAUAACUUAAGCAAACGCACUAAUAACCUCUGAAGAGACUUACUGUUCGGUGGAGCAAGAUUUUCAUUGGGGCUUGGUAACAUAACCUAGUAGUUGAAACAAAGGCCAAUUGCUAACGUUCCUAACGUCUCUAUUGCAGGUAAUGUCCCAUCUUAAUAGCAAUGCACGACUGGCAUCUCUGUGUUAAUCAGGCCAUCCAGAAUACCAUAUCCGUUUUACCUUUAUGGUGACAGCCACUCAGGCUAGGAUUGAACUAUUUACGCAUAUCAAAUUCCUCGUAUUCAUUUAGGAAAUCCUAAAAAUAUACUAUAUAUUUACUGUUGAUUCCAAACGGACGAUGCACAGAUAAGUCUGACUGUUUAACCAUGAGAUAUAACCUACCAAAAUAUGGAAUCUUUACAUUGUGGGAUGACAUUUAGUGUUUUGUUUUUCUUUAAUGAUGGAUUUGUCUUAAGUCAGGAUUUCAUGGAUUUGUGGUGGAGGUUAUAUCCAAAAUGUGCUGCAAUUUCUCACAAUCUACUGUGAAAAUUCACAUUCUCAUCCUUGAUACAUUCCCAUAAUACUCUAUUACCCUUUGAGCCAGGAUUGGGUAAUGAUGAAUAAACAUUCAUAUCAUGGCAACCAUUAUGGUGGCAUAACAUACAGACAUGAAUAUUGAAGGCCUUCAAGAAGUCCCUAUUGUCAGUCUAUUAAGAAUUUCUUAACAAAACUACUUUACUCCUUCCUGUACAGGUGCCCAGAGUGCCUUCAACCUUUUAUGUACUUAAACCAAUCACUCAGCUUUUACCUUCAUGUCUUUCCCUAAAAGUAUUGAAAGAAACUGGAUGUAUAUCACGUCACUCAUUUCAACUCAAUUAGAAGCACAUUUGCAGGUUGUAAUUUCAUUGGUUAAAGUGAACUGGUUGUAGUGACGUGCUUGUGUUGGUCUGGUCUUGUCUUUUUAAACCUAGUUAUCUUCUGUGAAGUUCCCUUCUAAAGAACCCCUCUAGAUUAUAUUUGGUAAAGGAGUUGCCUUGAGAGUUUUUAAUGCUCUGAACAAAAGUUUAUCUUAGUGAUUGCACAAAAUUGGUCUGUGAAAAGAGAUGUUCCCUAAUACGUGUUUAAAUUGAUUUACUGGUUAAUCUGAGCACUCUGGUGCCACCAAAAUAUUAAGUGUGUGAAACUUGUGAAAACAAAAUACAUUUUUUAAUUGACAGUCAGUGGGGUUUAUCUGCGGAAAAAUCUUUAGUAAAUUAUGGUUUCCUGUUUUUAUGCACUUUUUAUAGCAAUGUCCUAAGUAUUACUCUGUUCCCCCCCUUAAGUGUCUGCUUGUUUUCAAAUUCUCUAUUAGUGUAAAGUUCAGGAGAUGUAUUUUUUUUUUUUUUUCUCUCCAUGAGUAUCACAAACCAGGACUGUUCUGGCUAAUGACUAUGAAAUGUCACAAUGCCCUGCUCUUAAAACUACAAACAUUUCUUUCACUGGUUCAUCUCUCCUUCAGUCACUGAGUUAGAAUACUGGACUCGUACCUGAAUCAGGUAUUUAGAUUUCAGCCUCGGCCCCCAGAGAACACCACCUGUCCAAUCAGUUCAACAAAAAGCAUGCCUUCUUAUGCAAACUUUUUACAUAAGUUUUGUCAGACUUUUUAAUAUGCAUUUCGUUUGGAGUUUAUUUUGUAAAGAUGUUUAUGUGAACUUUUGUGUCACUUUCCUUUUCUCAUGUCUGGCAAAGAUGAUGCCAAAAUGAAACAGUAUACAUAUGUACAUCUCUUUUUCUUGGUUUAAAUUAUGAACAAUGUACACUUUUACAAUGGCAUCUGUAGAAUAUAGUUUACUCGUGUACAGUUAGAAAUGGAAAUGAAUUACUGGCCAUAAUCCUGGGCUCUUGUGUGACAUUUGCGCUGAAAUUAUUAUUAUUUUUUUAAAUAAGUGGAGUUUCAGCUGUUUAUGAAUCUCAUGGACCGUUACUUGUCAUUCAAGUCUGCCUUUGCUAGCACACCAUGCUGAAUGUUAUUGUUAUCUUGGGGCGCUGGGUGGGAAUGGGGGGUACCAGUGGUUUUGGAAAAAACAUUUAUGGUCUUACAUGGCUAAUCUUGCAGAUUGCAUGUAAUCUAUUGUUAGUGGGGCCUAUAGAAGGAAGAGUCGGGACUUCUGAAAGCCACACAUUCAAAGCAUUCAAGUUCUUAAGUCAGUAUACCCAAAGAGAUUGCAAACAUGCAUUUUGCUAUUUGGAAGCCUUUUUAUAUGCAUUCGAGGAACAUAUCAUUCAGAAAUUCUCCGUCACUGUUGAUUUCUGCUCUAGCUUAUAGUGGGAAAUGCUUUCCGCCAAGUUGUGUCUGACAGUCUGUAUGGCUUUGCAAUAUUUUGGUUUUAGAACUUUUGAAAAAGGCAAAAGGUGUCGGUGUACAUUUUAUGCAUAAAACUGACCCAUUCCAUUUGUUCAUCCAGGCACCUUGAUCCUAAUAGUGUGUAGAUCAUCCAUAUUCUUUAUAGUGCAUCAUAAUUCAACAGUGACAAGAAGUCAUUGUAGUUUCUGUUCACUUUUCAGACUAUUUACUCAGUCAAGAUUGUGGCCUUCUUGUACUGUUGAUGCAUUUCAUUACUCGUCGUGACUUCCCUGGUUUUGUGCACUGAGUGUGUACGUAUGUGUUUGAGCAGGAGUGUGUGUGUGUGUGUUACCUCAUCUACAGUCAAACAUUUUUGUUUGCGUGUGCAAAAAAGGAAACAAAAAAUGUAAAAAAAAAAAGAAAAUAAAAGAAAAAAUCUUCCACUUGAUGAAACACAAAACAGGAUACAUUGUAGCGACAUGAGUUAUUAAAAAAAGUU